Aaosphaeria arxii CBS 175.79 is the source of this 1989-nucleotide messenger RNA. Its product is annotated as phenylalanyl-tRNA synthetase. Gene Ontology annotation, molecular function: tRNA binding; phenylalanine-tRNA ligase activity; ATP binding. Gene Ontology annotation, biological process: phenylalanyl-tRNA aminoacylation. The coding region runs from base 408 to 1742 and encodes 444 amino acids. The transcript has a single exon. Gene Ontology annotation, cellular component: mitochondrion; cytoplasm. The record is from RefSeq and is a predicted model, not a curated record. Lineage: Eukaryota; Fungi; Ascomycota; Dothideomycetes; Pleosporales.
CCGCAUCCCAUCCCAACUUGAACAUUCAUACAUCAAUUGGGAGCGACAAUGCGAAUACCAGUGUCCUUAACAUCGUGCUGUCGACUCAAUGGAGGAGCGAGGAUAAGAGCAUCGAGACAGGCUCAAUCUACAUGGCUGCGACCUCUUUUAUCGACUCCGGUUCGAUUUUCUUCAGGUAAGAAGCUUCCGAUCACAUGAUCGCCCUGUUCACUUCAUUAUCCAUCUACAUGGCCUAAAGAGGGUCAUGUUCUCCUGAGUGGAGGAUUAUAUCAAACUCACCUUGAGCUCCUCGGAAUGAAUGGAAUUGGGUAACAUACUUCUGUUCUUGCAUGCCCUGAGUUUCCAAUGUCUCCUGUAUAAGUUUAUCUGUUCACACUUUCGUUAAAUCCAGGAAUAAUUCUAAAGAGAUGAUAGGAGCAUCGUCGACAAAUGAAAUUAAGAUAGAAGGAAAGACCUAUAAGACAGACGAAUGGAUGAACACACCUUCAACAAUACUGGCCGCCAUAUCUCGUCGCUUGCACCUUCAACCCGACCAUCCUAUAGCCCUGACACGCAAACUCAUCGAGUCACGCUUUCCAGAGUUCAAGACACACAAUGAACUUUUCCCCGUCGUUUCAGUCAAACAGAACUUCGACUCAUUAGGGUUUCCUGCAGACCACGUUGGUCGCAGCCGGACCGACACAUACUAUCUAAACAAGGAGACUGUCCUCCGGACGCACACAUCAGCUCACCAAGCGGAUACGUUUCGCGCCAAAGAAAGUGCCGGCUAUCUAAUAAGUGCAGACGUGUACCGAAGGGAUGCAAUAGACCGCAGCCACUACCCCGUCUUCCAUCAGAUGGAGGGCGCGCGCACAUGGGACCAAGAUGCAGGUGCAGAAGCGGGGAAGCCGCUCGAACAAGUAAUUUGGGACGAUGUAGCCAAGAUCCCUAAACACGACAUCGACGUUGAAGACCCCAACCCCGUCCACCACCCCGAACGCAACCCUCUGCAACCAGGGCAUUCACCUGCCGAAGUGGAGGCAAUGGCCGCCCAUCUCAAACGCUCGCUCGAAGACGUAGUGGUGGCCAUCUUCGACGCUGCACGCAAGGCUACUGAUCCCUCCUCCUCGACACCCCCUGAGCCUUUGAAGAUGCGAUGGGUGGAGGCCUACUUCCCCUUUACGUCGCCAUCCUGGGAGCUCGAGGUAUUCUGGCAAGGCGACUGGCUGGAAGUCCUAGGCUGCGGCAUCGUCCAGCAGUCCAUCCUCACCAACGCAGACGUAACUACCCGAAAGGGGUGGGCCUUUGGCAUCGGCCUCGAGCGCAUCGCCAUGCUGCUCUACUCCAUCCCCGACAUUCGCCUAUUCUGGUCGACCGACUCGCGCUUCCUCUCCCAAUUCAGCUCGACGACGCCCAUGCAACGCUUCGUCCCCUUCUCCAAGUACCCUGCCUGCAUCAAGGACGUCAGUUUCUGGCUACGUAGUUCGUCCAGCGCCGCCGGUGGCAACUCGUCUCCCCUAUCUCCCACUGGUGGGUUCCACGAGAACGAUGUGAUGGAGAUCGCCAGAGAGAUCUGCGGCGACGUUGUCGAGGACGUCAGGCUGGUGGAUGAAUUCACGCAUCCCAAGACGGGUAGGAAGAGUCUCUGCUAUCGAACCAAUUACCGGAGUCUGGAGAGGACCUUGACGAACGAGGAGACCAACGAGUUGCAUGAGAAGUUCCGCCAGCAAUUGGUCUCGAAGUUAGGCGUCGAGUUGCGGUAAAGGGCAUGUUACCGUUUGGGUAAUGCAAGCCGCCGCAAAGGGAAAAAGAGGGAUGGAAAGGGAAGGAACAUAGUGGACGGAUGUGCCCGCGAGACAACCCGGAUGUGUUUGUCUUCUGCAGAGUGAGGGGAAAAACGAUAUGGGUGUCAAACCAUCAUCCUUCACCUUCAAGCUAUUGAAUCUGGUCGCCUUGUCCGAGUUUGUAUCAUAGGUGUACACAUGUAAGAUUAUAGACGGCUAAAAAUAC